UCAAAAAGCCAGCAACAUCUCAGAAGUUGCACAAUAGAGGGAAAAACUUCAAAAGCCCGUUUACAUAGAGAGAGAGAGAGAGAGAGAGAGAGUGAGUGAGAGAAUGGAAAUGAAUUCUAUUCUCGAAGCUUUCCAACCCAUUUCCAUGGCGCUCUUCAUUAUCCCUUUACUUUUCUUGUUCCUCCUAACUCGGCUCCGCCGUCAGCUUCCCUACCCGCCGGGCCCAAAAGGCUUGCCUUUGAUCGGAAACAUGAUGAUGAUGGACCAGCUGACCCACCGCGGCUUAGCCAAGCUUGCCAAGAAAUACGGCGGCUUAUUCCACCUCCGGAUGGGUUAUCUCCACAUGGUGGCGGUUUCUUCACCCGAAAUAGCCCGACAAGUUCUCCAAGUCCAAGACAACAUCUUCUCGAACCGACCCGCCACCAUCGCCAUCAGCUACCUCACCUACGACCGAGCCGACAUGGCUUUCGCUCACUACGGCCCGUUCUGGCGCCAGAUGCGCAAGCUCUGUGUCAUGAAGCUCUUCAGCCGCAAACGAGCCGAGUCGUGGGAGUCCGUACGAGACGAAGUCGACUACAUGGUCCGAAGCGUAGUCACCAGCGCCGGCUCAGCCGUGAACAUCGGCGAGAUGGUUUUCGCGCUGACCCGGAACAUCACGUACCGGGCUGCUUUCGGGUCGAGUUCUCACGAGGGUCAGGACGAUUUCAUUAAGAUACUGCAGGAGUUUUCGAAACUUUUCGGCGCUUUUAACAUUGCCGAUUUUAUACCGUCGUUGAGCUGGGUUGACCCGCAGGGACUCGGGGAUAGACUCGCUAAGGCUCGUGCGUCGCUUGAUGGGUUUAUUGACUCGAUCAUCGACGAUCACAUGCAUAAAUAUAAGACGAGUACAUGCGCCGAUGAUGAGGGGACUACUGAUAUGGUGGACGAUUUGCUUGCUUUUUACAGUGAUGAAGCCAAAGUCACUGAAUCGGACGAUUUACAGAACGCUAUCAAGCUCACUAGAGAUAACAUCAAAGCUAUCAUCAUGGACGUAAUGUUUGGAGGAACAGAAACGGUAGCAUCGGCGAUCGAGUGGGCCAUGUCGGAGUUAAUGAAAAGCCCCGAAGAUCUCAAGAGAGUCCAACAAGAGCUCGCUGACGUGGUCGGCCUACACCGGCGCGUCGAAGAGUCCGACUUCGAAAAGCUUACCUUCCUCAAGUGCGCCCUCAAAGAAACUCUCCGACUCCACCCUCCGAUUCCCCUCCUCCUCCACGAGACCUCCGAGGACGCCGAAAUCUCCGGCUACCGGAUCCCCGCCAGAUCCCGGGUCAUGAUCAACGCCUGGGCCAUAGGGCGCGACCCGAACUCCUGGGAAGACCCGGAAACCUUCAGGCCCGCCCGGUUCCUCAAAGAGAAUGUCCCGGAUUUUAAGGGGAGCAACUUCGAGUUCAUUCCUUUCGGGUCGGGUCGGAGGUCUUGCCCGGGUAUGCAGCUCGGACUCUAUGCUCUGGACAUGUCCGUGGCUCAUCUUCUUCACUGCUUCACUUGGGAGCUACCGGACGGGAUGAAGCCCAGCGAGCUUGAUAUGGGUGACGUGUUCGGACUCACCGCUCCGAGAGCUACCCGACUCGUUGCUGUGCCCACGCCCCGACUCCUGUGCCCGCUUUAUUGACCCGGCAAAAAGAUUUGGUUGAGGGAUCCAAAGUGAUUGCCCCAACGCAAGGGAGUGUUUGGGUUUUUCCUUUUUUAUUAAUUAAUAUAGGAGGGAAGAAACAAGAAAUAACUACAAAAGAGGUGGAAAAGGAAAAGGAAAAGUAAAAGGAAAAGGAAAAGUGGGGAUUUUAAUUUGUCUUUCUCAUGUGGAUAUUGAUAAACUCUCUUUAUCUUUCAUUUGUUUUGUAUGUGAACAUUUGGUUUGUAAUAUUACUUCUGUUUUUUUUAUGUUACUGUCACACUAAACAAAUAAAGAGUGUCAGAAAGAAAAUUUUCAUAUGAA
Camellia sinensis is the source of this 1975-nucleotide messenger RNA. Its product is annotated as cytochrome P450 84A1. Gene Ontology annotation, molecular function: monooxygenase activity; heme binding; iron ion binding. The record is from RefSeq and is a predicted model, not a curated record. NCBI's taxonomy places the organism in Eukaryota, Viridiplantae, Streptophyta, Magnoliopsida, Ericales, Theaceae.